UAAGAAUAAUCAAUUUGUCGUGGAUAGAUCUAUACUUCGAUCCUCAUUUGAACAAUUUUAAUCAGAAUUAUAUAGAAUUUAGUACUGUGUAGUUAAUUCAUGUUUUCAAUAAAAUAAUCAUGGCACAAUCCAGGAUAGACUUCAGUGCUUCAUUUACACAGGACUCUGAUGAAGUUCAGGAAAUGUUUUGUGAACAAUGUGAUAAACAUGAAAAGAAAUAUGUUCCUGCUGAAGGAUUUUGUGAGGAAUGUUUUAAGUUCUUGUGUGGGACUUGUUUGAAGUACCAUAAAAUAUACAUGAAAUCCCAUACCAUCAAAGAUAAGGAUAACAUGCCACAGGAUUUCUGUCUAGAGAAGUGUUCUGUUCAUCAAGAUGAAUUGCUCAAGUUCUAUUGUCAAGCUUGCGAGAAAUUUGCCUGUACUGAAUGCAAGACACAAGACCAUUGGAAUUGUAGUAUAAUGGUCGACCAUUUGCCAGCUCUUGUUCCAGGAAUUGAAAACAGCCAAGAAAUCAAAGAACUUAACGAAAAUCUUGAUGAGUUAAUGAAAGAUUUGGACAAUACAGAAAAGCAUGUGAACAUAAACAUGAAAUAUGUUGCUUCACAAGAAACAAAGAUAUUGGAUACAGUCAUGAAAAAAAAGAAAGAAAUAUUGUCAGUGUUUGAAAAGCAUCAAAAAGAUGUAAUUCAAAACUUUGAGAAAAAAGUAGAAGAAACCUUACAAAGACUUGAAGAAGAGAAAAGAGAGAAGAUUGACAAAUUACAAGAACAUCAAAAUAAAUUAGAAAAGUUAUUAAAUGAUGAGGAAAAUGAAAUUCAAAAGAAAAUUGAAAUCAUAAAAAAGAAUGACAAGAAAGUUUUGCAAACAAUCAUUGAAGAAACCUCAAAAAUGAAAACAAAUCUAAACAGCAUAUCAACAGAGCUGGCUUAUCAUCAAGGUACAAAUCAAAGAUGUCAACUGUUUGUUGCUAUGAAGAAGGGGCAAAAAAUCAUUGAUCAAUUGAAACCAGAUGCAGAUAAACAAUGUAAGAACAAUUCAAUUCAUUAUUACAAAGUAGAAUGCAAAGCUUUGGAACAAAAUAUAACCAAUUUACAAGACUGUGAUAAAUUUUUCACCUAUCAAGAAAUACAUGAACCUGAAGUACAAAGCACUGCAAGUUUAGACACAGAUAUUAAAUUCACAUGUUACUCAUUUUCAUCUUUAUGCUUAUUGUCUGAAAACUGUCUCCUGGUAACUAAUUAUAAUGCUAGUAAGCUAAUUAUAUUCAAGGAUUUAUCAGUCAGCACUUCAUCAUAUGAAAGAAUAGACCUGCCUUCCAACUCUCCAGCUGUUGCUAAAGUUGACAAUAACAAAGUUGCUGUUACAUGUCCUAGAUUUGGAAUAGUAAGGCUAAUAACAUUCUCUAAGUGCAUGACAGUGACCAACACUGAAGAUAUAAAAGUAGGAGGAGGUUGUUGUGGUGUUGCCUAUAGUAACAACAAGUUUGUAGUAUCUUACACAACCUUUCCAGCAACAGUAAAGAUACUUGACAUGUCUGGUAAAGUACUGAAAACAUUUGAUAAAGAUCAACAUGGGAAGCAUCUGUUUAAUGAUCCUUGUUUCGUCACAGUCAGUGCAGACAACACAGUUAUAUAUGUAUCUGACACCGAGAAUAACUGUGUGAUAGGUUUAAACUUGGAUGGGAAAGUCAAGGCCAUUUACAAGGAUGACCAGUUGAAAAGGCCACAUCAACUGACAGCAGAUAAGUCUGGGGCAGUGUUUGUGUGUGGACAUUUGUCACACAAUAUACAUCAGUUAUCAUCUGACCUAACCAAAGUGAAGAUUCUAGUGGGUGUAACAAGUCCCGCAGGUGUGGCAUACUGCAAGACUAAAAACAGGUUGUUUGCGAGUCAAUAUGCUGAUAACAUUAAAGUGUAUGAUUUUUCAAUGAAAUAAACUAUUCUAUUUCUUCCACUUCUUGAAACUUAAACUAAAAAUGCUUUAGGCCUCUAGCCAAUUACAUGACAAAUAGUGCAACACAUAGAAUUAACAUAAUUGGUUCAUUAUUUAUAAAGUACCUAAAAUUCCUAAAAAUC
Molecule: messenger RNA, 2074 nt
Organism: Ruditapes philippinarum (Manila clam)
Lineage: Eukaryota; Metazoa; Mollusca; Bivalvia; Venerida; Veneridae
Exons: 1
Coding region: 120-1934 (604 amino acids)
Biological process (GO): positive regulation of DNA-templated transcription
Cellular component (GO): chromatin; nucleoplasm
Molecular function (GO): zinc ion binding; ubiquitin-protein transferase activity
Source: RefSeq, a predicted model, not a curated record